This is a messenger RNA of Thalassophryne amazonica, 2872 nucleotides long. Its product is annotated as FYVE, RhoGEF and PH domain-containing protein 4-like. Gene Ontology annotation, molecular function: metal ion binding; guanyl-nucleotide exchange factor activity. Gene Ontology annotation, cellular component: cytoplasm. Lineage: Eukaryota; Metazoa; Chordata; Actinopteri; Batrachoidiformes; Batrachoididae. The transcript has 14 exons. Gene Ontology annotation, biological process: filopodium assembly; cytoskeleton organization. The coding region runs from base 257 to 2185 and encodes 642 amino acids. The record is from RefSeq and is a predicted model, not a curated record.
CACCGUGUCCUGUGCUGACUGACUUCCUCCUUGCUUUUUUCUUUGUUCCUCCAGUAUUACAGAGAACAAGAGAGACAUCUCCCCGGGCAAAAAACAGGCCAGCAAGUCGUCAAACUGCAGCCCGGCUCACCGCACCUACCAGAAGCAGACAGAGUCUGCCCGGAGUCAAGGACAGCAGUCAGAUCCGGGCUCUGCUUCGGUGCCGGGCACGCCGCACAAUGCCCACAGACCGGAAGCUAAUGGGGUACUAGUGCAGAUGGAGCAGGAGAGUAAACAGAAGGAAAAGGAAUUAGAGAGGACAGAGACUACCGGGCUGGUCAAUGGAGACAUGGGGGACGGGAGCACAGAACAGAGUGAUGAUCAGUCACCUUCACACAUGGACAGGACUGCCACAGAUGGCCAGAGUGGAUAUAACACACAGUGUGAGCAGGAGGCAAAAACAGACAUCAAGGAAACAAACGAGCAGAAGUUGUUUAAGAUCGCCAGUGAGCUCCUGCAGACAGAGAAGGCCUACGUGGCUCGACUUAAACUGCUGGACCAGGUGUUCUGUGCUAAGCUAAUGGAUGAAGCAAAUAAAGGCACGUUCAGCGUGGACAUGGUGAAGAACAUCUUCUCCAACAUCUCCUCCAUCCACACCUUUCACAGCCAGUUUCUGCUUCCUGACUUAGAGAAGCGAAUGGGGGAAUGGGAGUCCAAACCCCGCAUUGGGGACAUCCUGCAGAAGCUUACACCCUUCCUAAAGAUGUACGCAGAGUAUGUGAAGAACUUUGACAAAGCCAUGGAUUUGCUGAAGCUGUGGAAUGAACGUUCACCUCAAUUCAAGGCCAUCAUUCAGGAGAUCCAGGGUCUAGAGGUCUGUGGUAAUCUGACACUUCAGCAUCACAUGCUGGAGCCCGUACAGAGAGUCCCUCGUUAUGAGAUGCUGCUCAAAGACUAUCUGAAGAAGCUGCCUCAAGACGACCCCGACCGACGAGACGCAGAAAAAUCAUUAGAAAUUAUUGCCACGGCAGCCACUCACUCCAACAGCGCCAUACGAAAAACUGAGAAUCUGAAGAAACUUAUUGAAAUAUACGAGAUGCUGGGAGAGGAGGAGGACAUCGUCAAUCCAUCCAACGAGUUCAUCAAAGAAGGCCACAUCCUGAAGCUGGCAGCCAGAAACACUUCAGCCAUGGAACGAUACCUCUUCCUGUUCAACAACAUGCUGUUGUACUGUGUGCCCAAAUUCAGUCUGGGUGGGCCAAAGUACACAGUAAGGACGCGUAUCGGUAUGGACGGCAUGAAGGUCCUGGAAACGACCAACGGCGACUACCCCCACACCUUCCAGGUUUCGGGGAAGGAGAGGACGCUGGAGCUCCAGGCCAGCACCGAGCAGGACAAGGAGGACUGGAUUAAGGCUAUAAAGGAAACCAUCGAGGUGUUUCAGCAAAAGAACGACACCUUCAGGAGUGCGUCUAAAGAUAUAGAGGAAGGAGACGUAUCGAAAGAAGAGUUGGGGAAACGCGCUCCUCUCUGGAUUCGUGACAAUCAGGUGACGAUGUGCAUGAGGUGUAAAGAACCUUUUAACGCUGUGAUGCGGCGGCGACACCACUGCAGAGCGUGCGGUUAUGUGGUGUGCUGGAAAUGCUCUGACAACAAGGUGCAGCUGGAAUACGACAGCCACAAAUUGAAUAAGGUCUGCCGGCAGUGCUACCUGAUCCUGAUGGGACAAGGAGUCACGGAGGGCAAAAGGAAGGGAAUCUUAGAGAUCGAGGCAGCUCAGUUUUCAGGCAGCAGCGUUAUGUGCAGCUUCCUGCAGUACUGUGAGAAAAACAAACCAUGGCAGAAGGUGUGGUGCGUCAUCCCCAAGCAGGAGUGUCUGGUGCUCUACCUGUACGGCGCCCCGCAGGAUGUGAAGGCCCAGUGUACCAUCCCCCUGCUGGGUUACUCUGUGGAGGAUAGCCCCCGGUCCACAGACCCGCCCGCCAGCUUCCGCCUCACUCAGUGCAAGUUCAUCCACAGUUUCUCUGCUGAGACAGAGGAGUUGAAGCAGCGCUGGCUGAAGGUGAUUCGGGCGGCGGUGACGGGAGACGUAUAUGAGGCGCUACCACAGUCCAAUGGCAGCAGCGCCAGCACAGCGGACGAGGAUGCCACACUAGACGCGGGUACUGAUAGCAGCACACUAGACGCGGGUACUGACGGCACGUAGGAGUUUUCCGACAAACUGUUGUUGGAUUUCUCAAAGACGUGCUUAAGACGAACUGUAAAAAUAAAUAAAUAAAUCCUCUUCUGAAUCGAUCUUAAAGACGACUUGAAAAAUCAGUGCCGGAUAAGCUGCAGCCUCUUGCUGUCUCUCCGAGCGAUGACUUCCGCUGCUCGAGUUCUGCUGGAUUCCUAAAGGACCUUUGAGCUGCGACCAACACUAGAUCAGGAGGGUCAGGAUCGGUUCUCCUCCCCAUAAAGCUCAAAUGUUUCACAAAACCUUCAUGGAUUUGGAAAGAAUCAGCAGAAUACCGCAGACAUGGACAGGACGUGAUGAAGCAGAAGGACAGCCGCGGAGGAAAACCUGCUGGUGCUGGAAUUCUUUUUUUUUUUUUUUUUUUUGGAGGGAACAUUCUUCUUCACAUACAGGAAAUGAGCCCCAAACUUUUUAAAAUAACAGGAAAAUAAUGAGAUGAUAAGGAACCUGCAGUGUUCCCCUUCCCCUCUUUUGUUUUGUUUUGUUGUUGAGCAGAUCAGUGGAUUCCACCAAUAUAAUAAAAUUUUUGUCACACCUGAUUGGCUCAGUCACUCAUCUGGCAGCCAAUCAGAAGCUGUCAGAAUAAAAAAAAAUAUCUGUUACAACCAAUCAGGUGUUAGGAACAGUGAGCAAGCAUCUGCAGGAGGGUCGAGAAAA